This is a messenger RNA of Ceutorhynchus assimilis (cabbage seed weevil), 375 nucleotides long. The record is from the annotation of a GenBank genome assembly. Lineage: Eukaryota; Metazoa; Arthropoda; Insecta; Coleoptera; Curculionidae.
AUGUCAAAUGUAUUUUUCCAGCAAGUAAUGCCCUCAAUAUUCGAUUAUUUUACCAAUUCAUCCAUUAUUAAUGGAGCCCUGUUGUAUUUGAGCUCCAUUCAAGUAUACCUAGUCGAUCCGUUGCAAGUUUUCCGAGAAACUGAUCAGCUGACAGUAGCUGGUGUCCUCAAUUUUGACGAUUUUCAACUGAACCUGCUAAAAGUGUUUUCUGGAGUUUUGAUAGUCAAUUUGUUGCUUCUUGUUACUGCCUGGAAAUACUACGGAGCGGACAUUUACGAUAGAUUUUUAAAACUAUCCAAUACCAAAGAAAUUGAAGAACUAAAAGCCAGCGUCUCGAAGCUGAAGCUUCCCAAAGAACACACACCUAGAAUCUGA